Molecule: messenger RNA, 3882 nt
Organism: Aspergillus puulaauensis
Lineage: Eukaryota; Fungi; Ascomycota; Eurotiomycetes; Eurotiales; Aspergillaceae
Product: ABC transporter ATP-binding protein
Exons: 5
Coding region: 1-3882 (1293 amino acids)
Biological process (GO): transmembrane transport
Cellular component (GO): membrane
Molecular function (GO): ABC-type transporter activity; ATP binding; ATP hydrolysis activity
Source: RefSeq, a predicted model, not a curated record
AUGGAUGCCAAGGAAGUUCAUGAUAAGCAGAUGGCGACGGGGAAAGACGAGUCGCUCUCGCGCUCCACGUCAGGCAAGGAAAAGCCUGCACCGGAAAAGGAGAGCGAAGAGGCAAGCUUCGGUGCUUAUAAGAGAAUCUUCGGCUUCGCCAGCCGAGUCGAGCUGGCCCUGCAAGCGAUCGCUGUCCUUGCAGCAUGCGCAUCAGGGGCAGGAAUUGCUCUUCAAAACCUCAUCUUUGGCAGAUUCAUCACAAUCAUUACCGACUUUGUCGCCGAGACAUCAACCGCAGGGCAAUUCCGCGACGAUGUCGCUGAGAUGGCGCUCUAUUUCGUGUACUUGGGUAUCGCGCGACUCGUCCUCUCGUACACGUACAACACGCUCCUCACAUACGCUGCGUACCGUGUAAUUCGCAACAUUCGGCACAGCUACCUCAAGGCCGCGCUGAGCCAGGAGGUAGCAUACUACGACUUUGGAACCGGGGGGUCCAUCGCUGCGCAAGCGACCUCGAAUGGAAAGCUCAUCCAGGCUGGAAUUGCCGAGAAGAUUGGACUCUUGUUCCAGGGCCUCGCGGCGUUCGUGACUGCCUUCAUUAUCGCCUUUGUGGUGCAGUGGAAACUGACUCUGAUCUGCCUGUGUAUCGCCCCGGCUACUAUCAUUGUAAUGGGGGUUAUCGCCGGUAUUGAAGCUGGGCAUGAGACGAAGAUAUUACAGAUCCAUGCUCAGGCCAAUUCGUAUGCGGAGGGUGUCCUGGCUGGUGUGAAGGCUGUGCAUGCGUUUCAGAUGCGAGCGAGUGUGGUGAAAAAGUUUGAUGAGUAUUUAACAGAGGCACAUAACGUUGGGAAGAAGAUUUCGCCGCUCAUGGGAAUCAUGUUCUCUGCGGAAUAUACCAUCAUCUACCUUGGCUUUGGAUUGGCUUUCUGGCAGGGUAUACAUCUGAUGGUCAAAGGAGAGAUUAACACGGCGGGCGAGAUCUUCACUGUCCUAUUGUCAGUCGUCAUCGCUGCAAUCAACUUAACCUUGCUGGCACCAUACUCAAUCGACUUCAGUAGAGCCGCUUCGGCCGCUGCACAGCUGUUCAAGUUAAUCGACCGAGAGUCGACAAUAAACCCAUACAGCAAAGACGGCAUCGAGCCAGAAACGAUGAUCGGAGAAGUUGAGCUCGAGAACCUCUCCUUUAGCUAUCCCACCAGGCCGGGGAUCACUGUUUUAGACAACUUCAGCCUCAAAGUCCCAGCAGGGAAAGUAACCGCCCUGGUUGGACAAUCUGGGUCUGGAAAGAGUACCAUAGUCGGCCUCAUUGAACGCUGGUAUAACCCCAACACAGGAACUAUAACACUCGACGGCACGCCAAUCGAGAAACUAAACCUGGGCUGGCUGCGCAAGAACGUCCGCCUGGUCCAACAAGAACCAGUGCUAUUCCAGGGAUCUGUUUUCGAUAAUAUCAAAUACGGCCUGGUCGGGACUCCCUGGGAGAACGUGUCAAGAGAAGAACAGAUGGAAAAGGUGCAAGAGGCCGCCAAAAUGGCAUACGCGCACGAUUUUAUCACCGAGUUGACAAAUGGCUAUGACACUCCCAUCGGACAGCGCGGUGGUUUGCUCUCUGGUGGCCAGAAGCAGCGAGUGGCCAUUGCUCGCAGCGUCAUCUCCCAACCCAAGGUUCUUCUGUUGGAUGAAGCAACUAGCGCACUGGACCCUCAUGCAGAGGCAAUCGUGCAGAAGGCCCUCGAUAAGGCAGCAGAAGGGCGCACGACUAUUGUUAUUGCACACAAGCUCGCAACGAUCCGCAAGGCAGAUAACAUUGUGGUUAUGAGCAAGGGCUCCAUUGUCGAGCAGGGUACACACGAAUCACUGAUUGCAGAGGACGGGGUAUAUGGGCGGCUUGUUAGAAUCCAGAACCUCACUGUCGCUGCCAGGGAAGAAGCAGAUAUUAAAGAGGAAGAAGAUACCACGGAGGACGAGGCGCCCCUGGAGACAGCAGAGACAAUGGAAGGCCUCAGUCGGUAUGCGACCUCUGUCCGAGGGAAGAUGGAGUCUAUGAAAGAGCGAGAUAACUACGACAAUCACAAGCAGAUGGGCAUCAUGGCCGUCAUCGUUCGCCUGGUAAAGGAGUGUCCUCAGCUGAUAUGGGCGUACGUGUUUGUCGUGCUAGGCUGUCUCGCAGCAUGCGCUGCCUACCCUGGGCAGGCAAUCCUGAUGUCCCACGUCGUCGAAGUCUUCCAACUCACUGGAGAUGCGAUGCUGGAUAGAGGAGACUUUUACGCAUCCAUGUUCAUCGUUCUCGCUGCUGGCUGUCUCGUCUCAUACUUCGCCAUCGGUUACGCAACAAAUGUCGUAGCUCAUCAUCUUAGCCACUGGUUUCGCAGGCUCAUCCUGCACGAGAUGCUGCGCCAGGAUAUCCAAUUCUUCGAUCGCAGCGAGAAUACCACGGGCGCCCUCGUCAGCCAUAUUGACUCGUACCCGCAGGCGAUCCUGGAGCUGAUGGGCUUCAACAUCGCCUUGAUCCUCGUUGCCGUUUUGAAUCUGGUUGGCUCUGCAAUCCUUGCCAUUGCACACUCGUGGAAGCUGGGACUUGUCGUCGUCUUUGGCGGUCUUCCUCCUCUUGUUGGUGCUGGUCUGGCUAAGAUCAGACUUGACGCCAGCCUCGACCGCAACACUUCGAAGAAGUACUCCGCCAGUUCAUCGAUCGCCUCUGAAGCUGUGAAUGCUAUUCGCACCGUCUCAUCCCUCGCCAUUGAAGGUGACGUGCUGCGACGAUACACCGAGGAACUCGACACGGCGGUGGCAUCCUCCGUCAAGCCGAUGGCCAGCACGAUGGUCUGCUUCGGCCUGACGCAGUGCAUCGAGUACUGGUUCCAAGCUCUUGGAUUCUGGUACGGCUGUCGCCUGCUUUCGACCGGAGAAGUCAGCAUGUACAAUUUCUUCGUCGCAUUCCUGGGUGUUUUCUACACGGGACAGGCAUCUGCGCAGAUCUUCCAGUUCUCAACCAGCGUCACAAAGGGAAUCAACGCGACAAACUACAUCUUCUGGCUCCAUGGACUCCAGCCUACAGUCCGAGAGACGCCUGAAAACCGCGACAGUGACCCCGGGUCUGGCGCGCCCAUUGCCCUCGACAAUGUGCGCUUUUCAUACCCACUGCGACCUGACGCCGCUGUUCUCAAAGGUGUCAAUAUACAGAUAAACAAAGGCCAAUUCAUCGCCCUCGUCGGCGCGUCAGGCUGCGGUAAAUCCACCAUGAUCGCCAUGCUAGAGCGCUUCUACGACCCAACAACAGGCACGAUCACAAUCGACUCGUCCGCCCUCCCAGCCCUCAACCCAGUGCACUACCGCAACAUCGUCGCCCUGGUGCAGCAAGAACCCACGCUUUUUCAAGGAACGAUCCGUGAGAACAUCGCACUGGGAAUCUUCAACCCAGACACCGAACCCUUCUUCACGGAGAAACAGGGCCCAACUACAAAUGAUAUCCCCGAUAGUACCAUAGAAACCGCCCUCCGCGCUGCAAACGCCUGGGACUUCGUCUCCUCUUUACCAGAAGGUAUAUACACGCCCGCAGGGUCAGGAGGGACCCAACUCUCGGGCGGACAAAGACAACGCAUCGCGAUCGCGCGCGCCCUCAUACGCAAUCCCAAGAUCCUGCUGCUCGACGAGGCAACUAGUGCAUUGGACACGGAGAGCGAGAAGAUCGUGCAGCGGGCGCUCGAGGAGGCGGCGAAAUCGGGCGACCGCAUUACGGUUGCGGUCGCGCAUCGGCUGAGUACCAUCAAGGAUGCGGAUUUGAUUUGUGUGUUUUAUGGAGGAAGGAUUGUGGAGAUGGGUGAGCAUCAGGAGUUGGUUAGGGCUGGUGGCUUGUAUAGACGUAUGUGUGAGGCGCAGGCGCUGGAUUGA